This is a messenger RNA of Mitosporidium daphniae, 2256 nucleotides long. RefSeq lists its product as uncharacterized. The transcript has 3 exons. The record is from RefSeq and is a predicted model, not a curated record. Lineage: Eukaryota; Fungi; Microsporidia. Gene Ontology annotation, molecular function: nucleic acid binding; RNA helicase activity; ATP binding. Bases 1 to 2256 code for a protein of 751 amino acids.
AUGGCUUCCAAAACCGGCCCCAAUCAGUAUGCUCCCGGAUUUUCACCAUUAUCCAUUCCAUUUCCGUUGUUGAAGGGCAUCCAUUUUAUGGGAUAUAACCAGCCUACUCCAAUCCAAAAAAAAUGCAUCCCAAUUUUGAACUCCGGAAGGGAUGUUGUAGCAAUGGCACGAACCGGCUGCGGGAAAACCGCUGCAUUUGUGAUACCUCUUUUAAUGAAACUAAACUGUACCCAUUCUGCAAGGGUUGGCGUGAGGGGACUUAUUAUUGCGCCCACCAGAGAGCUUGCAUCUCAAAUUCAUGUAUUUAUAGAGUCUCUUUGCAGGAAAGCGCAUCUUUCUCUCCGUUCGGCCUGUGUUUUGGGAGGUGAUUCCAUUUCAGAGCAAUUUUCAAUGUUGAUGUCAAAUCCAGACAUCCUUAUCGGAACACCAGGCCGCUUACUUCACCUUUUGGCAGAAGUAUCUCAAUCAUCGAAAGAUGGUUCAAUGGCAGAUAAUUUUUUCAAUGCUAUUCAGUUAGUGAUUUUAGAUGAGGCGGAUCGAUUGUUCGAAGAUGCCACAUCUUUGGCUCAAAUUUCUUUGCUAUUUUCUAGAAUUCCGGCAUCAAGACAAGUUGCUUUGUUUUCAGCCACAAUGCCCUCCCAAUUGCUUGGCUUUUCAAAAACUGGUCUUAAAGAUGCCUCCCUGGUUCGGUUGGAUACCGAAGCCCGGCUAUCAGAUGAUUUGAAGAGUUAUUAUUUUGACGUUCAAGUUGCCGAAAAGCCGGCUUUGCUGCUGGCAUUGCUUGAGAAGAGGGACUCGUCGCUUUUUGAUUUGUAUAACCCAUCGGAGCCUGGUGGACUCAUAUUUGUUUCCACUCGUCAGAUUGCAACCCUACUUUCUGGUAUCCUUUCAGAGGCUGGCAUCAAACAUGGCGUCCUUUUUGGACAAAUGGAUGCUGAGGCUCGUAAAAUCAUUGUUGAGUCUUUUCGUGCCAAUCAAAUCCCUUUUUUAAUUGUAACAGACGUCGCUUCCAGAGGAAUUGAUAUCCCCUCACUUCAAUUUGUCAUUAACUACGACUUUCCCGCAACGGCCAAGCUUUUUAUUCAUCGCACAGGAAGAGUUGCUAGGGCUGGGCGCUCUGGAACGGCAAUUUCCUUUGUGACAAUUGAUGAGAGACCAUAUCUGAUGGACCUUGAAGCUUUUCUUGGAAUCUCCAAGCUCCAAUUAAUGCGGCUCGUUCCUUUUGGUGAUUCCGAAACUGAAGAUAUUAAGGCAAGGGUUAAUGACUAUAUCGCCUCGAAUGCAGAUUUGGAACCAUUGCCGCGGGUUGCGGAGCAGUCUCUUCUCAAAUACCAACGUACCAGGCCAAAGGCAUCGCCUGCCUCUUAUACAAGGGCAAAGGCGAUUCCUAGCCGUGAGCUACUCCCCGUGUAUUCUGGGUAUUCCCAGUUAAAAUCGGAAGGAAAUUCUUUCCUGGCCCAGCUUGCUGCCUUUCGGCCGUCUGAAACCGUUUUUGAAGCCAUGCGCAAGGGAUCAAAAGGCCAACGUUCUUUAAUUAAUGCGCCGGAGCUAUCUAGCAUUGUUGCGCUUAGAAAUAAGAAAAAGAACGCCAAAGCUAUCACCGCCUUGGUAGAGGAAAAAGACACUGCCAGUGUUGAUGAGAAUUGCAGUAAAAGUUCUUUAUUUGCUUCAAACUGUUUAGACCUUUCUUUCAAAGAUGAAAAAUCCUUCGUUAACUAUGCCAAAAAGGGAGCGGAAUAUGAAAGAGGACUUGAUGUUUCUACCUUUUCAUUGCCUGAGGAUGAACAGACAGGUUCUGUCCGGUCUGUGUCCGGAAAAAAGCGCCUUAUUCGGAAAUGGGACGCCAAGAAGAAAAAGUACAUCCAAAGAGAGGCUGCAGAGUCUCCUGAAACGAUCCUUGAAAAGUCUCUUUUUGGUGGACGCUCAACAGCCAAAAAAGGAUCAUCAAAGCAAAGGAUUAUCGGCGAUGUAUAUCGAAGCUGGAAGAAAGUUACACAUCAAGAACUGCCCAGGGUUGGCUCCAUUGAGACACAGAAUUCUACCAAACGUAUUGAAAGGUUUCCUGAUUUUCGGGGGAGAAAGGGUGGUGCCAAAGGGUCGAGAUAUUCCAAGGCACCUGUGAAGAAGUCUGCAGUAAAAAGUGAGCUGAGGAACCCAGAUCAAAUUAUCAAGGCACGAGUCAAGAAGGCAGGCAUCGCAGACAGAUUAGCAGCCAAGAAGGAAAAGGGCAAGGCAAGGCCUCCCCAUGCUCGCUAG